AUGCCUCUCAUCGCUCGCCGUUUCUCCAUCACGAACUUUAUGAUCGCGACUUCUGCGCUCGCUUUCCAAGUCUUCGUUCUCUACCCAUGGCAUAACAAGUUGGAUGAAGAUUUCAAGGAGUUGAAGGAGGAAAACCUAAAAUUGAUGAAAGAAAUCGAAAAUAAAAGGCUGCUGGAGCUGAAAGAGAUAAAAGAGGGAUUCAGCAGACUGCGAGCAAACUAA
Exophiala dermatitidis NIH/UT8656 is the source of this 222-nucleotide messenger RNA. RefSeq lists its product as uncharacterized. The transcript has a single exon. The record is from RefSeq and is a predicted model, not a curated record. Lineage: Eukaryota; Fungi; Ascomycota; Eurotiomycetes; Chaetothyriales; Herpotrichiellaceae. The coding region runs from base 1 to 222 and encodes 73 amino acids.